Plectropomus leopardus (leopard coralgrouper) is the source of this 3579-nucleotide messenger RNA. It is a transcript of the gene igf2bp2a, whose product is annotated as insulin-like growth factor 2 mRNA binding protein 2a. Gene Ontology annotation, molecular function: RNA binding. The record is from RefSeq and is a predicted model, not a curated record. Lineage: Eukaryota; Metazoa; Chordata; Actinopteri; Perciformes; Serranidae.
AGAAAUCCACAUGCACCUCCAAACAUUUUUUUCUUGUGAUUUUUAAGGGAGAUUUUAUUUAGAGGCGGUGCUUGUUGGCUCCAGAGUAGCGUCGUAACGACACUUUUUUUCCCCCAGUCCCUGUUAAAAGAGUUAGACCGGGGCCAGAGUUGGUGCUGGGGGGUCGCCUAUAGUUUAGUAAUUUCCUGGGGGGUAAUUGCUGCGUUUUUUUUUUAAUGCCAUCAGAUUUUUUUUCUGUUUUAUUUUAUUUUUUAUUUUUCUACUUCUCUGAAAAAUCGCCACUCUCUCACUCUUAAAGAUCUGAUACCGUUUCGAGAUUUUUUCCUUUCAGAUCAUGAGCAAACUAUAUGUUGGGAAUUUAAGUCCUUCGGUCACUGUCGAGGACUUGAAGCAGCUCUUUGGGGAGUGGAAGCUGCCAGUGGCCGAGCAGGUCCUACUGAAAUCCGGCUAUGCUUUUAUGGACUUGCCCGACCAGAACUCGGCCAUAAAGGCUAUAGACACUCUUUCUGGUAAAGUUGAAUUACACGGAAAGGUGAUAGAGGUAGACUACUCUGUUCCCAAAAAACUAAGGAGUCGGAAGAUCCAGAUCCGGAACAUUCCCCCUCAUCUACAGUGGGAGGUUUUGGACGGCCUUCUAGCUCAGUAUGGUACUGUAGACAACGUGGAGCAAGUGAACACUGAUACAGAAACAGCAGUGGUGAAUGUUACGUACUCAACCAAGGAGGAAACUAAAGAAGCCUUUGAGAAGUUAACAGGACACCAGUUCGACGACUACUCUUUCAAGGUGUCAUAUAUUGUGGACAUGGAUGCUGCUCCACCCGACCAGGCUUCCCGCACGCGACGUGGGGGUCGGUCGUCCCGGGACCAGGGUGCCUGUCAGCCUGGGCCCUCAGGAGAAUAUGGCGCUCCACGCAACAAACCAUACGACUACUGCCUGCGCAUGGUCGUGCCUACUCAAAUGGUUGGAGCCAUCAUCGGAAAGGACGGCAACACCAUCAAGAAUGUCACCAAACAGACACAGUCCAAGGUCGACAUUCAUCGGAAGGAAAAUGCAGGUGCGGCAGAGAAGCCCAUCACCAUCCACUCAACUCCCGAUGGCUGCUCUUCUGCCUGUCGCAUGAUCAUGGACAUCAUGCACAAGGAGGCCAAGGAGACCAAGGAGACCAAGGAGACCAAGGAGAAGAAUGAACCCGAGGAAAUCCCUCUGAAGAUGCUUGCCAACAACUGCCUCGUGGGCCGUCUGAUUGGGAAGGAGGGCCGCAACCUGAAGAAGAUUGAGGAGGAGACAGGGACCAAGAUUACCAUCUCCUCGUUACAAGACUUAACUAUUUACAACCUUGAGAGGACCAUCACGGUGAAGGGCAGCACCAUAGAGUCGCUGUGUAAAGCCGAGGUGGAGAUCAGUAAAAAACUGAGGGAAUCCCACGAGAAUGACAUUGCUGCUAUAAACCAACAGGCCAACCUGAUCCCAGGAUUGAACCUGAAUGCUCUGGGCAUCUUCUCCUCUGGUCUGCCGGUGCUGCCCCCGGCUGCAGGACCACGUGGUGCAGUGCCCCCUGUGGCACCAGGAUACAACCCAUUCUUAAGUCACUCUCCUUCACAUCUCAGUGGCCUGUACGGGGUUCCUCCAGGAAGUGCCAUCACCCACCAAUACUCACAUCAGGCUCCAGAACAGGAGGUUGUCUACCUCUUUAUUCCAACUCAGGCAGUCGGGGCCCUGAUCGGCAAGAAGGGCCAGCACAUCAAACAACUCGCCCACUUUGCCGGAGCUUCCAUCAAGAUUGCCCCACCAGAACACCCAGAUGGCCCUGAGAGAAUGGUUAUCAUUACUGGACCCCCAGAGGCUCAGUUUAAGGCCCAAGGUCGGAUAUUUGGGAAGCUGAAAGAGGAGAACUUCGUCUCGGCAAAGGAGGAGGUCAAACUGGAGACGCACAUCAAGGUUCCCUCAACUGCAGCUGGCAGGGUCAUCGGCAAAGGCGGCAAGACGGUAAAUGAGCUGCAGAAUCUUACGAGUGCUGAGGUCAUCGUGCCACGGGACCAAACUCCAGACGAGAACGACGAGGUCUUUGUGAAAAUCAGCGGGCAUUUCUUUGCCAGCCAGACUGCACAGAGGAAGAUCCGGGAGAUCAUUCAACAGGUCAAACAGCAGGAACAGAAGCACCAGCAGGGCGCCGCCGUGUCACCGUACCACUCCAAGUGACCAGCGGGGUGGCUCAAGUGGGCGCCAGCCAAUGAAUGUAGCCCUCCCAAACAGACAGAGACCUACCAAGACAAAGGCCAAGGCCACGGGGGACAUGCAGGGCAGACCAGCAGCACCGGGAUCAAAACCAAAGAACUUCGAAAGGGGGGAAACAAGUGAGAGCCAAAGGCUGAGGGCAUUGUGUGCACUGCCAGCCCUGUGAGAGCAGAUAGAGAGUGGGAGAAACCAUACUGAUAAAAUGUACUACAAAAAAGACCAAAAAAAAAAAAAAAAAUCUACAAGAAAGGUUGAAAUGGCAGAGGAUUUGGGAACUUCUUCACAGAUUAAAAGGUAAACAGGAAGUAGUAUGUCGCCCUGCAUAACGUUAUCUCUUUAGUUGGACUAACAUAGGCCUAACAAACUGAUAAAGCAACUGUAUUAACACGAACGUAUACGAGGCAUUGUGAUUGAUAUUUACGGUUAGAACGAGAGCGAGUGACAAUGGACGCCUUCUCUCACAAGAGUUUGAGAUAUUCAGAUUGCAAGAUUAAAUAUCCUUAGCAGUAUUAACACAGAGUAGAAAAGUAUAUUGAUACACACUGAGAGAGUGCACUGUUAUUUUUCUAUGAAAUGACAGUACAGCUUGGUGUAGUUUUUUAAUAUUUUUGCUUGUUCCAGAGAUUGACUGGGCUGUGACAACCACAUACAGCCGAUUCCCUUGUUUGUUCACAUUAUAGGCCACUGAAAUCAAAAAGAAAAAAAAACCCUAUAAGUAAAAAUGGUGAAUGGUUCUGAGUCUUUGUAACAAGCCUGUGUGUGUGCCAACGCAAAAGAUAACGUCCCUUUGAAAUGUCUCGCACCAUUCAUAUCUGAUGCUACACUCUUUUUUUUUUUUUUUUUUAAUUUCUUUCUUUUCUGCUUAUUUCUGCUUCACUUUCUCAUCACUCUCUCUCAUCCGGCAUUGUGUUUGUUUUUUUUUUAAUAGGAUAAAAAUAUUUGUUGUGAAGAAACUUUUUUUUCCGUAGCCUUUUGAUAACAUUGAACUGACUGCCACUUUCACUCAACAGAGGUUAAAUGCAACAGAGGGAUUUUUUUUUAACCAGCAAACUGGUAUCACUCCCAUGCUGUACAGUAGACUAUAUCUACAUUCAUGCUUGUCCUCAUAUUAAAAAAUAAUCAAAAGAAUGUUUUUAAAUGCAUUCUACUUGACGAUCAGAGCAAAAAUUGACAUCUUAAAAAAAAAAGAAAAAAAAGGUGCAAUUUGCUUGUUAAUUAGUCAAUUUGAAUGUGCACCGCCACACGCUCGGCCUUAUGAGGACGUCACGAGGGCCGACAGCCCAGAAAAGGGGUUUAAGGGAGGGUGCAGACUCGUGGUGUGUGGAGUGGCAGUAAGAAAAAGU